AUGCCCGGAGGAAACGCAGUGCUCUGGAAGCUGGCCAAGACGACCAGCCACUACGACAACUCCGUGUCGGCCAACAACCAGUGGAACUGGGCCACGAUACUGCAGACGGCGCUGAUGUUCUUUGGCCUCGUCGCCCAGAUGCCGCCGUACGUGUCCGUCUUGGGCUUGUGCAUGCCCAUGCGGCCCGGCUCGUACGCGCAGGCCCCGGCGAAGCGCGAUUUCCGGAGCCUGAGGGUGUGCCUCGUGACCAAGGGCACGAAUUUUGACACCGUCGUCAGGGCCACCAGGGCCUGGGUGCCGCUUCAGAACAUGCCGGGCGUGCGCUUCCACGUCGUCCUGGACGACGAGAGCAGGGAGGUCGAGUUCCGACAGGCGCUGCCCUCGUUCGUCCAGAUCGUCGUCGUGCCGUCCGCCUUCGCGCCCAGCAAGGCAAAGUACAAGGCGCGCGCGCUGGAGUUCUACCGGCGGAACCAGCAGCUGACCGCCAGCGACUGGGUCCUGCACCUGGACGAGGAGUCCAUGAUCGACGCCGACGUCAUGGACGCGUGCGUCGACUUCAUCACGAGGACCGACCUGGACGUCGCCAUGGGAACCCUGCAUUACAACGACGUCAACCACUGGAAGAACGGCUUCCUGACAACGGCCGAGACGCUUCGCAGCCAGGAGGACUUUGGCAAGUUCUCCUUCUCGGUGCGGACGCGCAACAAGCCCAUGCUCGGGUGGAUGCACGGGUCCUGGAUCGUGGUCAACGGGGCCGUGGAAAACGCCGUGACGUGGGACACCGACUGCCAGGCGGAGGAUUUCUGGUUUGCGUACAACUCUUCGGCCAAGGGAUACAGGUUCGGCUGGAUAUGGAACACGGUCCACGAGCAGCCGAGCGAGACGUUCCGGGACUUCUGGAAGCAGCGCAGGCGGUGGUACACGGGCAUCCUGUCCAUCCCCAGCGUCCUCGUCCAGGUCUCGCUCGUCGUGGGCGUCAUCGGGGAGUUUGUAUACUGGGUCGGUCCCGUCUACACGCACCUCGGCGGCUCCUUCGUCAUCCCCAAGUGGCUUUACUUCUGGGGCCUCUGGCAUCUCGCCGUCGACACGCACAGCCUUCUCGUCGCAUCCUUCAUGCAGGACCUCACGGCGCCGGCGGGCGUGACGUGGCCGCAGACGGUGCAGCACGCCGUCGGCACGGUCGUGCUCGCGCCGUUUGUGCGUCUCGUCCAGGUCGCGGCGCUGAUCACCUGCAUUUUCAGUCCGGCGCAGGGGUUCGCCAUCGUGUCCAAGGUAUGA
Colletotrichum higginsianum IMI 349063 is the source of this 1278-nucleotide messenger RNA. Its product is annotated as Cre-bre-3 protein. The transcript has 5 exons. Bases 1 to 1278 code for a protein of 425 amino acids. Gene Ontology annotation, molecular function: beta-1,4-mannosyltransferase activity. The record is from RefSeq and is a predicted model, not a curated record. Gene Ontology annotation, cellular component: cytoplasm. NCBI's taxonomy places the organism in Eukaryota, Fungi, Ascomycota, Sordariomycetes, Glomerellales, Glomerellaceae.